Molecule: messenger RNA, 583 nt
Organism: Aspergillus uvarum CBS 121591
Lineage: Eukaryota; Fungi; Ascomycota; Eurotiomycetes; Eurotiales; Aspergillaceae
Exons: 1
Coding region: 217-537 (106 amino acids)
Source: RefSeq, a predicted model, not a curated record
GAUGGGUGUUGAUCGAGAAUAUAAAAUCAGCGAUCUUGAUGAGAAUUCGUGACUGCUGAGGGGAGGGGGUUCUGGCUUGGGUUAGGAUUGGUGCACUCUGGGGGAGGAACACCCUGGGAAUCUUAUGGCUGUCGGAAUUGGUCUGUCUGUUCUAGCAUCUUUCUUGUCUUGCAGCUGAAGACCAGCGAAGCGCAGUUCUGCCUUUCUCCAGUGUGCAUGAUACACGAGAACAGGAUUGGUGGCAGAGAACCCAGAUCUUUAUGGACGGUUCCUGCUCCGUUCCUUAAGAAAACACAGCCAGAAACCGCUUCGAGGUUGAGACUGACCGGACUCUCACCUUCCCAUUCACUGCACGGCAAACGGAGCUUCACCUUUGAAAUCACAGCGGGAAGCUGCAUCUCAGCAUCAAUUUCCCAAAUUCACUGCCUUAUUCUACUGUCCUCUUAUCUCUUUGCUUCUUGUCCAUUCUCACUUCUGCUUCACAGCGCAACAACAACAAAACAACUACUACUGGCUCCGUCUACCUCACUUCGUUGAAGAUGUUCGUCUACCGCCGCGAAGAUCUACCUACGGACCCGGUGUU